Molecule: messenger RNA, 1533 nt
Organism: Myzus persicae (green peach aphid)
Lineage: Eukaryota; Metazoa; Arthropoda; Insecta; Hemiptera; Aphididae
Product: cell surface glycoprotein 1-like
Exons: 2
Coding region: 1-1350 (449 amino acids)
Source: RefSeq, a predicted model, not a curated record
AUGGGUGCCGACCUGCCCGAAGCAAAUGUAUCUGAAGAUACCAAGAAUCACGAAAAGAGAGGCAUCUUCGACACCGGCUAUGGAGACGGUUCGGGUUUCGAUUUGCACGAGCCGGUCGGUAAUUACCAGACAUACCAAGAGUACCGUAGUCACGAUGACUUCCACCACGAACCGCGAGUGCUGUCCAAAACCGUUAUCAAGGAGGUGGCCCAACCGUACCCGGUCGAAGUCGAGAAACGCGUACCGUACCCGGUGAAGGUCGAAGUGCCCGUCGACCGCCCUUACCCGGUGCACGUGCCCAAGCCGUAUGCGGUCCACGUGGAAAAGCCAGUCCCGUACGAGGUUAAAGUCAACGUGCCGCAACCGUACACCGUCUACAAGCAAGUCCCGUACGAAGUCAAGUACCCGGUCGACAAGCCGUACACCAUCCACGUGCCUAAACCGUACGCUGUUUACGUGGAGAAGCGAGUCCCAUAUGAAGUCACCAAACACGUCCCUUACCCUGUCAACGUGUACGUCGACAAACCUUAUACCGUACACGUACCGGUAACGAAACACGUGCCUUACACAGUCGAGAAGCCGGUGCCCUACCCGGUCAAAGUGCCAGUGGACCGUCCUUACCACGUUACCGUCGAGAAGCACGUCCCGUACGCCGUUGACAAGCCCGUACCGUACACCGUCGAGAAACCUGUGCCUUAUCCCGUCAAAUUUCCCGUCAAAGUGGCCCAACCGUACCCGGUCGAGGUCGAGAAACACGUACCGUACCCGGUAAAGGUAGAAGUACCCGUCGACCGCCCUUACCCGGUGCACGUGCCCAAGCCUUAUCCAGUGCACGUCGACAAGCCCGUACCGUACGAGGUCAAAGUUAAGGUACCGCAACCAUACACCGUCUACAAACACGUCCCUUAUGAAGUCAAGGUACCCGUCGACAAACCGUACACCGUCCACGUACCCAAGCCUUACACCGUUUACGUGGAGAAGCGCGUCCCAUACGAAGUCACCAAGCACGUUCCUUACACCGUAAAAGUGUUCGUCGACAAACCGUAUACCGUCCACGUACCAAUAACGAAACACGUACCAUACACCGUCGAGAAGAAGGUGCCCUAUGAGGUCAAAGUUCCAGUCGACCGCCCUUACAAGGUGACCGUCGAGAAGCACGUCCCGUACCCCGUCGACAAACCUGUGCCGUACACCGUCGAGAAACCAGUACCUUAUCUGGUCAAAUUUCCUGUAAAGGUCGAAGUGCCAGUGCCUUACAAAGAACACGAAAAUGAAGACAAAUACUCAUCAGAGACCCAAUACGGAGUGCCACAACCACAAUUCGAACAAUCCGAGUACGACAGUUAUUGAUAGAUAUUAUAAUGUCUUUUUUUUGCUAGUCAUAAUGUCAUAUAAUAUACUUAUAAUAAUAUUUUACAUAUCUUGUGCUGACUGUUUUUUGUCACCAAAGUCAUGUGACCUAUGCUUAUAUAUUGUAAUAUAAUAAUAUACAAAUAAUAAUAUGUACUUAAAAUAAAGACUUGUUUUAAAAUA